AUGGAUAUUUCGAGUCAAAACGUCGACAAUUCUAGUGAUAACGAUCUAACUGAUAUUAACAAGCCCAAAUUCAAUUCACAUGGAAAAGUCAAGCAGCACAAGUGCAAGCACUACAGCCAUGGGAAUUAUACCAAAACACUAGAUUUAAGGAUGCGACAGCACAGUAUAAACGGUCUGACCAUAGCAAAGUACUUAGAAAAGCACCCGAAAGUCGAGAAAGUACUCCAUCCAGGUCUAAAAUCACAUCCACAGCACGAACUGUUCAAGAAACAGGCUUCGGGGCAUAGUGGUACCUUUUCCUUCUACAUAAAAGGUGGUUCCGAAGAGACCAAAACCUUUCUGAAUAAUCUAAAAAUAUUUACCACUGCCGAAAGUUUAGGAGGAUAUGAAAGCUUGAUAAAAAUUCCUUCUAUAAUGACGCACGCGUCUGUUCCACCGGAACACAGGGUGGUUCUGGGAAUCACAGGCAACUUGAUUAGGGUGUCUGUUGGUAUCGAAGAUGUCGAAGAUCUGGUUGCGGAUUUGGAGUUUGGUUUCCAGAAAAUAUAAAACGAUUUUUUCUCGAAUAUUUUUUUAAAAAAAUCCUACGCUACGCGGAACCUGAGGAGUCAAAUUUAGUCUUAUCAAAUUAAUUAGUAUAUUUUGGGAAAUGGCUGACAUUACAUUUCUUAAAAUGUAUUACAAUAGUCACAUGAAUAAUUUGAAGA
This is a messenger RNA of Sitophilus oryzae (rice weevil), 707 nucleotides long. RefSeq names its product putative cystathionine gamma-lyase 2. Gene Ontology annotation, molecular function: pyridoxal phosphate binding; cystathionine gamma-lyase activity. Gene Ontology annotation, cellular component: cytoplasm. Gene Ontology annotation, biological process: transsulfuration. Lineage: Eukaryota; Metazoa; Arthropoda; Insecta; Coleoptera; Curculionidae. The transcript is spliced from 4 exons. Bases 1 to 549 code for a protein of 182 amino acids. The record is from RefSeq and is a predicted model, not a curated record.